Molecule: messenger RNA, 1367 nt
Organism: Coregonus clupeaformis (lake whitefish)
Lineage: Eukaryota; Metazoa; Chordata; Actinopteri; Salmoniformes; Salmonidae
Product: serine/arginine-rich splicing factor 2
Exons: 3
Coding region: 164-805 (213 amino acids)
Molecular function (GO): RNA binding
Source: RefSeq, a predicted model, not a curated record
AGUGCCGCCAUUUCACGUGCAAGCAGCCAAGAGAACGGUGUGAGGUGGGCCUGGAAAUCGGCUAAACAAAAUCGAAUUUUACCAAAAAUAACGAUUUUAAUCGGAGAACAAGGCCCUGUUUUCGAUUUUUAAUCGUCUGUCGGUUUAAUUUUGAGGCGCAAAAAUGAGCUACGGAAGGCCCCCGCCCGAUGUCGAGGGUAUGACCUCGCUCAAAGUGGACAAUCUCACCUACAGGACCUCUCCUGAGACACUACGACGAGUUUUCGAGAAGUACGGCCGGGUGGGAGACGUGUACAUCCCCCGCGAUCGGUACACCAAGGAGAGCCGUGGUUUCGCCUUCGUGCGGUUCCAUGAUAACCGCGACGCUGAAGAUGCGAUGGACGCGAUGGACGGGGCCUUGCUUGACGGGCGGGAACUGCGAGUCCAGAUGGCGCGCUAUGGCCGUCCACCAGACUCUCACUUCGGGCGCCGAGGCGGCGGUGGACCCCCAAGGAGACACGGAGGCUAUGGUCGCAGGAGCAGGAGUCGUUCGGCCAGCCCCCGUCGGCGCAGACGCAGUCGUUCCCGGAGCAGGAGCCGCUCCCGCAGCCGUGGCCGUGACUACAGCCGUUCCCGUUCUCGUUCCUACUCUAGAUCCCGUUCCAAGUCCCGCACCCCUCGCAAGAGCAAGUCCCCAUCUCGAUCCAGGUCCCGUGGAGCUUCCAGGUCCCGCUCCCGCAGCCCGGCUUCCAACAGAGGCUCCAAAUCCAGGUCGAGGUCCAAGAGCAGGCCCAAGUCCCCCGAGGACAACGGAACCGACUCUUAAUAACAACAGCUCCAACCCGGACCCAUUAAAACGAUGACAUACGAUUGGGACUUCUUCUCUGCGGAUGCCAACCAGAUCAUAAGUCUGCCAGUGGACACCUCUCUACGCCCCAUAGAAUACUGACCAAAAGGUUAUUGCGACUUGGUCUAAAAUGUUUUAAAUGAUUUAUGCCCAGAAAGACUACUAUAUAUUUACCAAUGCGAUGUAACUCCGAUGACUAAAGUUGAGGACAUGUUUAAAGGUUUUGUGAGGUGAAUACUGGAUUUUGUCUUAUUGUUAGUGCUGGUUUGUUGCAUAUGGAUUUGAUCUUGUUUUAUUUUAUUGUGAAGUAGCUACAGCUUUUUUUUUUUUUUACCGAAGCCUGUAUUUAGUUGUUUUAUUCUCUACAGAAGGAUUCUGGUUUUUGAGUUACUGGUGUUUAUUUUUUUAUUUUUUUUGCAGAGUUGAUUUUAGCAAAGGGAGUGUGACUAGCCCCUAAAUGAUUUCCAUUCUUUUCUAAGCAAAACCAGUAACACGUAGAGGCAAAUUAAUAGGAACAAUAAAAAGCAAAUAUUGUAUCAAA